UCGAGCUUCCAGGACCCUGCAUUCACUCCAACUCCGAGUUGCUGGCCGGUUGUGUGGCUCGAGGACACCGAUGCACCAGGAAUCUACUCAAGCUUCGGAGAUGUUUCUGUUUGUGAUCAGCUUUGCCACUUUAGUGUGCACCGCCGCUGCACGGCCUUCACUCAACUAUCUGGAGAAUUUCACCGCCGAGAACGAGUCAGAGGAAGUCCGUUCAGCUGCCAUCAAGAGACUUUUGGAAGUUUUUGGGAUGGAGGACCCGCCUGCUAUCCAUGGACACAAGCAGCCACCACAGUACAUGCUUGAUCUGUACAACACGGUUGCUGAUGUGGACGGUGUGACCAAGGACCCGUAUCUUCUGGAGGGGAAUACUGUGCGCAGCUUCUUUGACAAAUUGCGCAGUGAACAGGUGGAGUUCAGAUUCAACUUGUCCACGGUUGCCAGAACUGAGAAGAUUCUCACUGCCGAGCUCCAUCUUUUCAAGCUGAGACCUCAGGCAACACUGACAUUCCACAGACAUCAUUUCUGCCAGGUUAGUGUUUAUCAGCUGCUUGACACCAGCAAAACCAACAACACACAGGAGAAGAAGUUGCUGUCUUCUCGGCUAAUCCCAGUCCACUCCACUGGUUGGGAAGUGUUCACCAUUACACAAGCAGUCCGCUCCUGGAUGGUAGAUGAAGGCAGCAACCUGGGGCUCCAUGUGGUGGUUCGGACCCUGGGAGGAAGCCAGAUGGAUAUGAAACUGAUCCGCUUUGCUUCAGGACGCAACCACCACCAGAGCAAACAGCCCAUGUUGGUCCUCUUCACUGACGAUGGCCGUCGCUCUACUACUCUUGAAAGCACAGACCCAAACGAUACCACAGCCACAUCCAGCCUGCCACAGACCCCCAUGUUAGGUCCAUCCUCCCGCAGCGCCCGCUCUCUGGACUACAGCGAGGAAGAAGGUAUGUCUUUGCCCUGCCAGCGUCAGCCCCUCUACGUCGACUUCGAGGAGAUCGGCUGGUCGGGCUGGAUUGUGUCUCCCCGGGGCUACAACGCUUACCACUGCAAAGGCUCCUGCCCCUUCCCUCUGGGUCAGAACAUGAGGCCGACCAACCAUGCCACCGUCCAGUCCAUCAUCAACGCCCUGAAGCUGAUCAAAGGCAUUGAGAUGCCGUGCUGCGUGCCCGACAAGCUCUUCUCCAUCAACUUGCUCUACUUCGAUGAUGAUGAGAAUGUGGUGCUGAAACAGUAUAAUGACAUGGUGGCUGGAAGCUGUGGCUGCCACUGACAUCAACUAGUCACUAGUGUUGGGCUGCACAGAUAUUCAUAAAAAAUACAAUAUAAAUCAGGGUUUUGGUAUAUAGAUAGCCAGCUGCCCUUUAAAACACAAUUGCAACUAAUGAGUAAUGUGCAGAGUCCUAUAUGUGGCAUUGUAAAAUAUGUAAAUAUCCAUAAAUUAUAAUAUAUAGCAGUGAUAGAAGUGAUAUCCUGUGACAGAUGUAAAUGUGUAUAUUUUAUGUUUUCUGUUGUGAAUUAUUACAUAGAAUAAAUGGUGCAAACAAAAGAUUACAGAG
Molecule: messenger RNA, 1553 nt
Organism: Siniperca chuatsi (mandarin fish)
Lineage: Eukaryota; Metazoa; Chordata; Actinopteri; Centrarchiformes; Sinipercidae
Gene: admp
Product: anti-dorsalizing morphogenic protein
Exons: 5
Coding region: 71-1267 (398 amino acids)
Biological process (GO): SMAD protein signal transduction
Cellular component (GO): extracellular region
Molecular function (GO): growth factor activity; cytokine activity
Source: RefSeq, a predicted model, not a curated record